Caenorhabditis angaria is the source of this 2934-nucleotide messenger RNA. NCBI's taxonomy places the organism in Eukaryota, Metazoa, Nematoda, Chromadorea, Rhabditida, Rhabditidae. The record is from the annotation of a GenBank genome assembly.
AUGGGAAUUGUAUUAAAUUUCAAAAUAGUUCGCGGUGUUGACUUUCUUUAUGCUCCUUUGAAUGCAACUUGGAAACAAGAAGAAGCUAUUUUUGGUGAAAAUUGGGCAAUGGAUGAUUCACAUUUUUAUCCAGGAAAAGAUAUAAUGAGAAGAAAAGGCAUUUAUUUGAUAAUAAAUGCAAAAGAUGGUGGAAAUGUUUUGAGAACUGAAUAUGCACAAGAUUUUCUAAAUAUUCUCAAUUGGAUUCCAAAUGAAAAAUUUCAAUCUCAAAGUGGAGCUGAAUUCACAUACAAAGAUGUUUGCUUAUAUUUUCAAAAUGAAUGCUUUUCAAAUACACAUGCCAAACUUAUUGCUGAUAUAUUCUCGAAAAAUCAUAGUUCAACAGUUUUCAAUAUAACUUAUCCAAUCUACCGUACUUCAUAUACAACAGAACCAAUUGAUAUUUCAAAAGUACUUGGAAAUGUAUCAUUGAAUGAAAUGGGAUAUGUGAAUUCGUCAUCUGCUUGGAUGAUUCUUUAUCAAUUGAAGAAUUUUUCGAGUUAUUCCAAAGAUUUUGAACAAGGUCUUGCAAACAAAAUUCGAGAUUCAAAAAUUCCAUCGAAAUAUUUAAAUUUCUACUUUUUUCAUUCUUCAACUUUUGAUGAAGAACUUGAAAAAAGAAAAUCGAAGAUUGGUUCCAAAAUUCUCAAUAACAUUCAUAGUUUUGAUAAUAUUUGCUAUUAUGACAACAUUUACAAUCAAAUUUGUAAAACGGAAAGAUACUUCGGGAUAUUUUCCUGUAAUUGAUUGGGUUUUGAGUAAACCACUUCUUGGAUUUUGCGGUGUUAUUUGUACUUUAUUUGCUAUUAUAACAUCAACUGGUUUAUUAAUGUUAUUUGAUGUUACAUUCGUGGAUAUGUGUACAGUAAUGCCUUUUUUAUCAUUGAGUGAGUUGGAUAAAUUUUCUAUUGCAAAAAUAUUUAUCAAACAAUAAUAAUUCAGCAAUUGGAAUCGAUGAUACUUUUUUGAUGUUAGCAGCUUGGCAUGAAACUGAUCGAUCAUUAUCUUAUCAAAAACGAAUUGAAACUUCAAUGAGACAUGCAGCCGUUUCAAUUUCAAUAACAACAUUAACUGAUGCUCUUGCAUUUUUAAUUGGAUCAUUUGCUCCUCUUCCAGCUGUUAUUUAUUUCUGUUAUUAUUCUUCAGCUGCAAUUGUUUCAAUAUUUUUCUAUUGUAUGACAAUGUUUGUGGCAGUUUUAGCACUUCAAGGAAAACGAGAAGAAUUAAAUCAACAUUCAGUUUUAGGAUGUGAAACAAUUGAUAUCAAUCAAUAUGGUGAGUAUAAAUAAAAUGAAAAUAUUUUGAACAUAUUUGUAGAAACAUGCUCAAAAUCGGAAAAACAUUGGAAACUUGGAACACACAAAAUAUCUGAUUUCGAGACAAAUAACAAUAAUAAUAUAAAAGAUGAAAAUCAAGAAUCAACAAGAAUGUGGUAUCAACAAUUUUUCGAAGACAAUUAUGCACCUUUUAUUGCAAAUUCAAAAGUUGCAUUUUUCAGUUUAUUUUUAUAUUUUGGAUAUCUUUCAUUAUCUUGGAAUGGUGUUCAGAAUCUUAAAAUUGGGUUUGAUGUAAGAAAACGCUUUGUGAUCUACAAAAUGUUAUUAUUUUCAGCUGAUAAACAUUGUUCAAGAAAAAUCUGUCUCGCGUAAAUUUCUUGAACUUCGAAGCAGUUUAUUUCCAGAAGAUACCCGAGUGAGUUAGAAAUGAAAACUGAUCCACGGUUGCAAUAACCACUUUAAGUUACUCUAGAUUUUUGAAUUUGUCCGAUGAAAAGUUAAGUUCCCGAUUCAUAUAAAAUAUUGUUCAGGUUCUCGAUAUUUCUGUGAUGAUUUCUCCGAAUUUUUCAAGAAUUGAAGAAAGAAAUGAUUUCAUAGAAGUUCUAAAUGAAUUCGAAUCGACUUGGUGUUCAGAAGGCCGAAAUUCAACACAAUUUUGGUUAUUUGGAAUGCAAAAAUAUCUACAAGAACUUGGUUUUUCUGAAAAUGUUGACCAAGUUUUAAAUAAUCCAAACAAAUUGGAAAGAUCGAAAAAAACUUUUCUAAUGUCAAAUGAGAAAUAUAACUUUGAUGUUUUGUCGGAUAAUCAAUUCAGAUUGUCAACAAGAUUAAACAAUUUGAAAAGUGACAAAGAUAUGGCAGAUUGUGCACAAACUAUGAGGUAAAAUAUAAUAAUUCAUUCUUAAAACUUAACCAUUCUUUUAAGAGAUUUAUGUGCAAAACAUUCAAAGUAUGAAAUUACAACAUAUUCGCCAAUUUGGAAUAUCGGAGAUGAAUAUAAUAUUAUGUGGCCUCAAACAAUGCAAGAUGUUUAUAUUUCAAUUGGUAAAUAUUAUUCUCAACUUUUUUUUAAAAUCAAAACUUCAAAAUUUAGCUGUAAUGGUACCAGUUGCUCUUUUAUUUAUUCCUCAACCACUUUGUUCAAUAAUAAUCGGUCUAAAUAUUUCAUCAAUUGCAUUUGGUGUUAUUGGUUGUAUGUCAUAUUUGAAUGUUUCACUUGAUGCAACUUCAAUGAUUACUGUAGCAAUGAGUGUUGGAUUUUCAGUUGAUUUUGCAGCUCAUGUAUCCUAUGCUUAUAUGACAGAGAAACGAGCACCGAAAACUGGGCAAAAUGCAAUUAUUUCAAGAUUUUGUCAUACUUUAGGAACUGUUGGUUGGCCAGUUACACAAGCUUCGAUAAGUGUUUUAUUAGGAGUUUCAUCUUUAUAUUUGGUUGAUAGUUAUGUUGUUCAAACUUGUUUUCGAACUGUUUUAUUAGUUAUUGCUUUUGGUAAGUCAAAAUAAUAAUUUCUUGAAAAUUAAUUGAAUUAUUUCAGGCACAACUCACGCCCUUCUAUUUCUUCCUCUUCUUCUUCUCACAAUUCACAGGUUUUAUUCAAAGCUGUUUCUUGAAAAAUAA